Molecule: messenger RNA, 2181 nt
Organism: Harpegnathos saltator (Jerdon's jumping ant)
Lineage: Eukaryota; Metazoa; Arthropoda; Insecta; Hymenoptera; Formicidae
Product: activator of 90 kDa heat shock protein ATPase homolog 1
Exons: 9
Coding region: 389-1405 (338 amino acids)
Biological process (GO): positive regulation of ATP-dependent activity; protein folding
Cellular component (GO): cytosol
Molecular function (GO): protein-folding chaperone binding; ATPase activator activity
Source: RefSeq, a predicted model, not a curated record
UUCAAUGACUGAAGUUUCCAGAAUGCUUUCCAGUCCACGCAACACACGUUAAGCUCGGGUCUAGGUAAUUUCGAGAUUUCGGAACGGUUCGGGCGACCAGUAUUACUCAGUGAAAGUGUUAAUAGGAUUUCUGCGAUUGCUGUUCCGUGAUUUAUACUAGAAGUAUUGUCUUGGGAAAGAACGAAACAUAUCUAGGAUACACUGUCUCUAAAAAGCAGCCUGAUCAACGUUAAACCCGUUAACACUUUCCUCACUAUAGCCACUUCGUAAAGCCAUUGCUCUCUUUAUGUCUCUCGUGGAAUCGUGAUAUCGCAAAUAUAUUAAAUUUUAGUGUAUAUAGCCAAGAGUCUUUCCGUUUACUAUAUUUCUUUGAAAAAAUCUGAAAAAAAUGGCAAAAUGGGGUGAAGGUGAUCCUCGUUGGAUUGUAGAAGAAAGACCUGAUGCAACUAAUGUUAAUAAUUGGCAUUGGACAGAGAAAAAUGCUUGUGCAUGGUCGCAAGAAAAGUUAAAAGAGUUGUUUUUAAAUACAAGAAUCGAAGGAGAUGGAGUAUCAUGUAAAAUAACAGAAAUGGAAAAAUGUGAAGGUGAAGCGGUAGCAAAUAAUAGAAAAGGGAAACUUAUUUUCUUUUAUGAAUGGAAUAUUAUCUUCAAGUGGAUAUUAGAUGAAAAAUCAAGUAAAAUUGAGGGUAAAAUUAAUAUUCCCAAUCUGUCUGAAGAAAAUGAUAUCAGUGAAAUAGAUAUUGAAAUUACAUUAAAAGAUAGUACAGAGGAAGGAGAAAAGGUGAAAUAUUUCUUGCAUACGAAGGGAAAGGAUGUAUUAAGACAAAAAUUGGAAAAAUAUGUAUCUUCUCUAAAAGAAGAAUUUACAAAAGGAAUGAUACUUCCUAAGAAAGAUAAUGUAAAGGAAAAUAUUUCGAAUAUAACGUCUGGCUUCAAUGUCAAAAUGCAAAUGAAUACUGGUAUGGUAGGACCUACGAACAAUAAUAAAACGGUUGGUUGUAAAAUUUCCACCACCACCAUUAAACAGCAACAAAAAUUUCAAUGUAGGGCAGACGAGUUCUUCAAUGUUUUUUCCACUGUUGAGAUGGUGCAAGCCUUCACAAGAGGUCCUGUGAGGCUUGAACUGAAAAAAUAUGGUCAAUUCGAGCUCUUUGGUGGUAAUAUUCAUGGUGAAUUCGUCGAGAUUACACCGACAAAAAUUGUACAAAAAUGGCGUUGCAAACAGUGGCCGUCUGGACAUUAUAGCAACGUAACAAUCGAUAUCUGUGAGAGGAGUGAUCACACCGAAGUUAAUUUAACACAGACAGGUGUUCCUCUUAGCGAGGAAGUAUCUACAAAGGAAAAUUGGGACAAGUAUUACUGGGACGCCAUAAAACGGACCUUCGGCUUCGGGUACUUUAUGUGAUCUAAAUACACCCUCUAAUGGAUAUUUAUUUAUUACUAAGUAGAAAAAUGGCGCAAAGAUUGUGCGCAAUCGCCUUGUACACUCACGCGAGCACUUAACUACUGCAAGCAUAAAGCCGAAUCUACGUGGUGGAAAGGAACAUGCCCGGUAUGCACGGAUUAUUCAGUUCUUCGUAUAUUUGGUACCGCCUCGUGUGUAAGACAUUUAUUGCGAUAUAUCGCAAUUGUGCGAUAACGCAUUACAAGUGACUUGUAUAUGUCUAUUAUUAGAUGUAUGUGUCCAAUAAAUCAUAAGAUAGCGAACGGUAACCUAAUUUGUUUUAUUGCUGUUAUUAAUGUGCAGCUAUUAUAAAUCAUAGUAAACAGUGAACUCUAUAUAACAGAAAUUCAAUAGUUGUAUAAAUACCAGCGACUAAAGAUGCUGUCAAUUAUAAAAAGUUAAGUUGAAGUGACAGACAUGUAAAAAAAGAUAUUUACGCAUCUUCUAUAUCACAAAUAGAAUAUUGCAUUUGUUCGAAUUCUGCGACAUCUGAAGAAUGUUAUCUCCUCUGUUAUGUAGAGUUAAUUGUUUUCUAUGAUAUAUGAUAAUUGCGCACUCAUAACUGCGAUAAGGCUCUAAUUCACCAUUCCUAUCUGUAUUCAUCUUCUCGGAAGAACUGUAUUUAAUGCUUGUAAUUCUUUUCUGAUCCGUUCUUUCUGUACGAAAAUGACCGAUGUAUCGAGUUUUGAUCCUUUCAGUCAUAGUUAAUUAAAUAAUCAUCGAAAUAAUCGCAACUA